This is a messenger RNA of Lachancea nothofagi CBS 11611, 519 nucleotides long. The record is from the annotation of a GenBank genome assembly. Lineage: Eukaryota; Fungi; Ascomycota; Saccharomycetes; Saccharomycetales; Saccharomycetaceae.
AUGCAUUAUCUCAGGAAGGCGACGUUAGAAGAUAAGGACCAAAUUGUCUCGAUUCUGCAAACUGCCAAAGAUUUUCUAAAAUCGCAAAAGGUUGAUCAGUGGCAAAACAACUACCCUAAUGAGGAACACGUAGUUGCCGAUAUUUACUGUGGUCAAAGUUAUGUUCUCGUUUAUGAGUCUGAAGUAGUUGCAAUAGGAACCAUUACAACUGGCGUCGAUCCUGACUACACCGCUAUAGAAGGCAGUUGGGUUGAAGACAAAAAUAGUAAAAAUUAUGCCUCUUUGCAUCGUACGGCUAUAUCAGAGAAGUUCCGUGGGAAACACUUAUCAAGGACUUUGAUGUCUGCCUUGAUUAAAGCGUGUGUUGAUAUGGGAUUCAAGGACAUUAGAAGUGAUACUCAUGAGGAUAACAAAGUAAUGCAAUACAUACUCUCCCAAAACGGCUUUGUGUAUUGUGGAGUUGUGUGCCAGGAGUCCGCUGGUUGUUUGAGGGUCGCGUAUCAAUUAAUUUUGUCUUGA